UUCAAUUCAUUCACCUUCCUUCUCUUCCCUCACUCUUUCUUUAUAUUUAAACCUCUUCCUCUCUCUCCUUAUCACACAAAACAUAUCUCUCAACGACCAAGAUUGAGAGAGAAUUAAAAAAAACAAGACACAGAUCAUCAAUCUUCAAACUCGAGUUUCUCCCAAGUGUUAAAAAACUAAACCAUCAUGUCUUGUUCCGUCGCCGUCUGCAACUCCCCAGUGUUCUCCCCUUCGUCCUCUCUUUUCUGCAACAAAUCUUCUAUACUCUCUUCCCCUCAAGAAACAAUCUCUCUCACUCUCUCUCAUCUCAAACCCACCGCUUCCUCUCCCUCCUCCUCUCCUUCCGCCGCCGCCUCCCCUAAAUCUCCCUUCCGUCUCCGUUUCCAAAAACCACCGACCGGAUUCGCUCCCGCGCCGUUAGUGUUGGGAUCAGACUCCGUCUCCACCGGUCAAUCCCCUUCCGCUUUGAAGAGGAAACGACCAACAAAGCUAGAUAUACCCAUCGGCACCGCCGGUUUCUCAUCUCCGGCGUCGGAGGAAAGCAGAGAGGUGGAGAGGGAAGGCGACGGUUACUCUAUUUACUGCAAGAGAGGAAGGAGAGAAGCUAUGGAGGAUCGUUUCUCCGCUACGACCAGUCUCCAGGGAGAUCGCAAGCACGCGAUGUUCGGAGUUUACGACGGCCACGGAGGAGUCAAAGCGGCGGAGUUCGCCGCCAAGAACUUGGAUAAAAACGUUUUGGUGGAGGUGGCUGGUGAGAGAGACGAGUGUGAGAUAGCAAACGCGGUGAAACGCGGUUAUUUAGCCACAGACGCUGCGUUUCUUGACGGGGAAGACGUUAAAGGCGGUUCCUGCUGCGUCACGGCUAUGGUUAGGGACGGGAACCUCUUUGUGUCCAAUGCUGGUGAUUGUCGCGCUGUGAUGAGCGUAGGAGGCGUCGCGGAGGCUCUUUCUUCCGACCAUAGGCCGUCUAGAGACGAUGAACGGGAAAGAAUCGAAACCACGGGUGGAUAUGUGGAUACGUUUAACGGUGUUUGGAGAAUCCAAGGCUCUUUAGCUGUGUCAAGAGGGAUCGGUGAUGCUCAUCUCAAGAAAUGGGUUAUAGCCGAACCGGAGACAAAGAUGUUGAGAAUCGAUGAGGAACAUGAGUUCUUGAUCUUGGCAUCGGAUGGUCUAUGGGACAAAGUGAGUAACCAAGAAGCGGUGGACAUUGCUCGUCCCUUUUGUGUAGGAACCGAGGUGAAGCCAUUGUUGUUAGCCUGUAAGAAGCUGGUCAAUCUAUCGGCUUCACGAGGCUCAUCGGAUGAUGUUAGUGUGAUGUUGAUCCCUUUGCGUCAGUUCAUCUAGAAAGAGAGGGAGAGAUUCUUGGAGGGCUUCCUUUGAUUUAGCUUUUAUUUAGAAUUUCAAUAAUUCAUUUAUUUAUUCUUUCUAACUUAGUUAUGAGCUCCAUGUGGCCGAUGUACUUGUAUGGAUUGAGCACUGGUCGGAUUUAAUCUAAUUAUCAGUUAAGUUAUUAUUAUUUUCUAUACAUUUCAACACACAAGUGAGACUUUGUUGCUAAAUAGAAGAGAAUUGACCAACCUGAGAACAAAACUGCAUUGUGUAGUUGUAUUUUUUUCUUUCACUAGAUAAGGUGUGUAA
Eruca vesicaria subsp. sativa (arugula) is the source of this 1638-nucleotide messenger RNA. The record is from the annotation of a GenBank genome assembly. Lineage: Eukaryota; Viridiplantae; Streptophyta; Magnoliopsida; Brassicales; Brassicaceae.